Messenger RNA from Panicum hallii, 2719 nucleotides. RefSeq names its product pentatricopeptide repeat-containing protein At4g14820-like. The coding region runs from base 66 to 1802 and encodes 578 amino acids. NCBI's taxonomy places the organism in Eukaryota, Viridiplantae, Streptophyta, Magnoliopsida, Poales, Poaceae. The transcript has 3 exons. Gene Ontology annotation, biological process: RNA modification. The record is from RefSeq and is a predicted model, not a curated record. Gene Ontology annotation, molecular function: protein binding; RNA binding.
CAGACCUCCCAUCAGACGGCCCAAAUAAACGCUAGCAUCCCAACACGCCCUCCCAAAGUCGCCACAUGGAAGCGCGCGCGCGCCACCACCACCUGCGCCAGCUCCGCGCCGCCCUCCUCCGCCGUGGCCACCCUGUCCCGCCGCCGCCGCCGGACCACCCGGACCCCGACCGCGCCCACCUCGCCGCCAUCCGCGCCGCCGCCGCAUCCGCCCCGCGCCUCGCGCUCGCGGCCUGCGCGUGCCUCCGCCGCGCCGGCCUGCCCGCGCCGGGGCCCCGCGCGCUCCCCGCCCUGCUCCGCUCCGCGGCUCGCUGCGAUGGUGCCGGCGCGUACGUGGGGGGCGCGCACGCGGCUGCUGUCAGGGUCGGGGCGCUGGGCGAAGGGUUCGUCGGGACCGCGCUAGUCGGGGCGUACGCGGCGUGCGGGCGCGUGGGGGACGCGCGGAGGGUGUUUGACGGAAUGCUCGUUCGGGACAUCGUCGCCUGGGGCGUCAUGCUUGAUAGUUAUUGCCAGACUCAGAACUACAAAGCAGCUUUGCUUCUGUUUGCUGAGAUGAAGAGGUCUGGAGUUGUUCCUGACCAAUUGAUCCUUGCUACUGUUCUAUCAGCUUGUGGGCAUAUAAGACAUUUCAGAACUGGGAAAGUCAUCCACUCAUACAUGUUGGUGUCAGACGUUCUUAUAAAUGCUCACCUCAGUAGUGCUCUCAUAAACUUGUAUGCUAGCUGUGCCAAAAUGGAUAUGGCCAAAAAGCUAUACAAUGGGAUGCCGAGGAAGGACUUAGUAUCAUCAACUGCCAUGCUUUUUGGAUAUGCCAAGAACAGAAACGUUGAGGUUGCUCGCUCUAUAUUCGAUGGAAUGGCAGAGAAGGACGUGGUGUCUUGGAGUGCCAUGAUAUCAGUAUAUGCUGAAAGUAACCAACCUAACAAAGCAUUGAGUUUAUUCAGUGAUAUGCAAGAGCAUGGUAUCAUGCCUGAUGAAGUUACUGUGUUAAGUGCCAUAUCUGCAUGUGCCAAUUUAGGUUCCCUUGAUAAAGCAAUAUGGAUCCACUCCUUCACCGAGAAUAACGGAUUGACUAAGACAUUGCGUGUUUGCAAUGCUCUUAUUGAUAUGUUCGCCAAAUGUGGGGGUAUAACUCUUGCCUUGAAUAUCUUCAAUGAAAUACCUCAUAAGAAUGUUAUCACCUGGACAAGUAUGAUUGCUGCUUUUGCUAUGCAUGGCGAUGGAAAAUCCGCCUUAGUUCUGUUUGAGAAGAUGAAAAAGGAAGGUGUUGAACCCAACAAAGUGACCUUUCUUAAUUUACUUUAUGCUUGCUGUCAUGCUGGUCUAGUUCAUGAAGGUCGUUUGAUGUUUAGAUGUAUGGUUCAAGAAUACAGGAUCGAACCCAAUAGUGAGCACUAUGGUUGUAUGGUGGAUCUUCUGGGAAGAGCUAAACUUUUGCAAGAAGCAGUUGAUCUCAUAGAUUCAAUGCACUUAGGGCCCAAUGUGGCUAUCUGGGGCUCUCUGUUAGCAGCAUGCUGGAUGCAUGGCGAUCUCAAGCUUGGCGCAUUUGCUGCAAAGAAAGUUUUGGAGUUGGAUCCCAAUCAUGAUGGAGCAUCUGUGCUUUUAUCAAAGAUAUAUGCAAAAUCUGGCAGUUGGAAUGAUGCUGAGGAGGUGAGGGUGGUAAUGAAACUCCAUGGGGUCUCAAAAGAAACAGGCUCCAGUUGGAUGGUGCUGAAUGAUCCUAAUCACGAGUUUGCAGCUGGAGGUGGGAAACAUCCAGAAAGUGAUAAGAUCCUUCUGAAGCUCGAUGGGAAAGUAAGUUGAUUUGUGAGGUGAGGAUAUUAGAGAAAAUGUUCUGCUACACAGCGAGAGCCUUGUAAUUUCUUUCAGCCUGGUAAUUUCAGGCGGGAAGCUGCCGAUGACAUGGUACCCCGUACCCCCAGGACUACCUGCAGAAGGCGCCGAUGAAGAACAUGGCGAUGCGUGCCGACCCGGCGAGCGGGUACCCCGGCCGGACCUACCGCUUCUACAGCAUGGGCCCGACGAUCCUCCCGUUCGGACACGGGCUCAGCUACACCCAGUUUCACGCACUCGCCGGCGCACGCGCCGGCGCAACUCACGGGCGGCCGCCGCCGCGACGUCUUCUCAACGGGACGCGCUCUGGCAGCAGCAGCAACAGUGCCCACGCGCUGCGAGGGCCUGACCAUCCCGGUGCACGUCGACGUGAGGAACGUCGGCAACCGCGACGGCGCGCACACGGUGCUCGUGUACCACGCCGCCCUGCGUUCCGUCGCUGGCACGGUGGCGUGGCACGCGUGGAGAUGGCCAUCGACGUGUGCGAGGGGCUCAGCGUCGUGGACCGUGACGCGGUCCGCGACGGUGUGCACAGCCUGAUGAUCGGCGAGCUGACGCACUCGGUCACGCUCGGCGUCGGGCAGCUCGGGGUAUGGAACAAGCAGCACUGGAACCUAGGAGGGUUCAGAGGAUCGUCUGAAUAAUUUGUCGUUUUGGGAGGGGGUUUUGCAUUGGAUUGCGAUUACCAGUUGCCACGGUGCUUCCGUCUCUGCAAAGGUGGAGACGGAGAUCUGAAAAGUUAGAAAGGGCACCGGAUUACUGAAAAUUGUUGAAAUGAUUGCAAACGAUUAAACUGGAAGGAACACAGAAAAAUGCCGUUUCUUCCUCACAAUCAAUGUUUCCUGCAAUGAACCGGAUUCCCGAAUCGAGGAAUCCGACUCCCUGUA